AAAAAUGAAUCUCUUUUGUCGGCUAAUAAACAAUGUUUCUUGAAUAUAUUUGUUUUGGUGUAAAAAGUUAAUUUACAUGCUUAAUCAACUGAAUCAAUUUAUAUGCUUGAAUGAAAGAAAACAAGUGAAAGUAUUCAAUUACAUGUCGCGGUUGAAGGCUUCUCACUUAGAUAAUUUUAAUGCAUUCCAUUUUGUAGCAGAAUAUUUCCGAUGAUAAUAACUAAUGUACGGUUAUAUAACAAUAGAAGUAGCUCUGUUUAAAAGUAAACGUGGAUAAAUACUAUGUCAGUGGAAAUAGAUAACAAAGUCGUCGUGUCUCUUUCUCUUGGACCCCAAGCUUUUCCUGCUUCUGUAAGUUUCUCCCUAUUAGUUUAGUAGGCUUACAGCUUCUAGAUUAGUGCAUAUUAAAAAUGUUUAAUUUUCUUUUUGAAUAACGAUGUUCUAGAGUGGUAGUUCAAGAAUAGCAUUGUUUAAAAAUCGUUGGGUCUUAUCCAGUGAAGCUAAACGUAUUGAUUAACUGUUUAAUAAUUGAUUAUGCUAAAGAAAUAUUAAGAAAAUAGAAAACAGUAUAUCAUAGAAGGAAAUGAGAGCAUCGCGAAACAAAGGACGGUGUCCAGACAACCAAAAAUUCAAACCUUCGAAUAUGAAACAACAUCAUGUUCUCUAAGACAGCCCCAACUUUACUUAAUUUAUUUUAACAUUGCCAAAUUUAUUAAUCUCUAUUAUCGUAUCAUGUUCACCACAUGUCUACUAAUAUAGACAUCAUACCCAUAUCGUAUUUCUAAAAAAAAGAAGGAUUUCUCCCUUUAAUCAAUACUAAAUUCGACAUUUUAUAUGACAGUAAAUACAAUCUUAAAAGAAAAAGUUUACUUUGAUCAGUAUGUAUCUAAUUUCCAAUAAUUGCUAUCCAAAAUCACCAUUUAGAGGUUGGAAAAGAAUUUGCAUAUACUAUAAACGUAUAUUUGUCUACUCACUAAAAUAUAAACUCAUGGUUGAUAAAAAAAACAUUACCAACUCAUGUUAAGUAAUUAACAUGGUCAAUGGGCGGCAAAAAAAAAAUUUGUUUUCUUUUUUCAAAUAAAAAAAAGUUUAUUUUAUUGUCAACAUGGUAUACUAAAAAUCAAAAUAUGAACAAAUUGCACUUGCAUAUAGGUGGACGGGUAUAUAAAUGUAAGAAUUGUGUCUCUCAUCACAACACGUAUUUUGAUAACCUUCACUUCCCAUAGUUCUCUCCAACUCUCGCUCUUCCUUAUAGACCAUUAUUGGUUGAUUGUCAUGGAUCCACCAUUCAACGAUAUGUACAAUACCCUCUUCUAUAAACAGAUCACAAACACAGAAAGCAAUGUCCCCGAAGUGCCCUUUAGCUUCUCUGUCACGGCAGUCGUCGAAGAGGUGGAGCUUCCAGUUAUUGACGUCAGUCUUCUGAUGGAUGGAGCCAAGAAGGAGAGGGAGAAGUGUAAGGAAGAGAUUGCUAGAGCUUCGAGGGAAUGGGGAUUUUUCCAAGUGAUAAACCAUGGAAUAUCAAUGGAUGUGUUGGAGAAGAUGAGACAAGAACAAAUUAGGGUUUUUAGAGAACCCUUCGUCAAGAAAAGCACGUCUGAUACGUUCUCCGCCGGGAGUUACCGGUGGGGAACGCCGUCAGCCACUUGUCUCCGGCAACUUUCUUGGUCGGAAGCAUUUCAUGUUCCCAUGACAGAUAUUUCUGACAACAAGGACUUCACUUCCCUCAGCUCAGCAAUGGAAAGAUUUGCUUCGGAAUCGGAGGCUCUAGCACAUACGUUGGCAGAGGUUCUUGCAGAAAAGUUAGAACGAAAAUCAAAUUUCUUCAAAGAAAACUGCGUGAGAAACACAUGUUAUGUGAGGAUGAACCGUUAUCCACCAUGUCCGAAACCAUCUGAGGUGUACGGUUUAAUGCCACACACGGACAGUGAUUUCCUCACAAUCUUGUACCAAGACCAAGUCGGUGGACUUCAACUCAUCAAAGACAAUAGAUGGGUCGCCGUUAAACCCAACCCUCGUGCUCUCAUUAUUAACAUUGGCGACUUAUUUCAGGCAUGGAGCAAUGGCAUGUACAAAAGUGUGGAACAUCGUGUGAUGACGAAUCCAACGGUGGAAAGAUUCUCAACGGCGUAUUUUCUAUGUCCAUCAUACGACGCUGUUAUAGAAUGUUCCGGUGAUUGUCCUUCUUAUAGAAAUUUCAGCUUCAGAGAAUUCAGACAACAAGUUCAAGAUGAUGUUAAGAAGCUUGGUUAUAAAGUGGGCCUCCCUAGGUUCAGUAAUCAUCUAUACUAAUUUAUAUACCAGUUUUUAAUUUGUUUUUAGGUUUUAUAAUUUAUUUAAUUCUAUUGUUUUUAUUUGUUCCAUAUAUAUUUUCCGCUGAUUUUUUCUGAUAAAUAUUGUAUUCUAAAUACUUUCUCUGUUUUAUUAAAUGUGGCUUAAGGUUUUACAUCCGAAUUAAGAAAAGAAUUAAAUUUUGUAAUUUAUCCCUAUCUAAUACAUUAUUUUGUUUGAUU
Brassica napus (rape) is the source of this 2513-nucleotide messenger RNA. Its product is annotated as gibberellin 2-beta-dioxygenase 8-like. The transcript has 3 exons. Bases 1276 to 2292 code for a protein of 338 amino acids. The record is from RefSeq and is a predicted model, not a curated record. Lineage: Eukaryota; Viridiplantae; Streptophyta; Magnoliopsida; Brassicales; Brassicaceae.